Messenger RNA from Haliotis rubra (blacklip abalone), 3780 nucleotides. Its product is annotated as collagen alpha-4(VI) chain-like. The record is from RefSeq and is a predicted model, not a curated record. Bases 60 to 3725 code for a protein of 1221 amino acids. Lineage: Eukaryota; Metazoa; Mollusca; Gastropoda; Lepetellida; Haliotidae. The transcript is spliced from 24 exons.
ACUUAUGAGAAUCACCAAAUGCAAAACUUUCUUCAGACGUGGUUAGUUUGUUGUCCGAGAUGGAGCUCCUCGUUUCUAUGGUGAUUGCUUUGUUGCUGGGGGUAACCAGUGCUCAGACUACUGAUGUGACGCCAGAUGUGUUCACCGUCAAUGUUGGAGCAUCUCUGACAACUGUUCUCAAAGCCAGUGGCUCCACCUCAGGAUCAGCAGUGACCGCGACCCCGUCAACGGUUACUAAAGACUGCCAUUCACUGCCGGCCGAUCUGGUGUUUCUGCUGGACGCUUCAGGCAGCGAGGGCGCCACAAACUUCCAGGACCAAUUGACCUUUGUCUCUAAUAUCGUGGACAAGUUUGACAUUGGACCGGACAAAGUACAGGUGAGUGUGGCAACGUUUGCCACCACUGUAGUGAACGCCUUCUGGCUUGAUGACUACAAGACCAAAGCUGAUGUCCUCAACGCCAUCAAGAACAUCCCAUAUACGUCUGGGAAUACGGAAACCGGCGAUGCUCUGAUGCAUGCGCUGCAAGAAAGUUUCUCAGACGCCCAUGGAGCGCGGAACAACUCCAACAAAAUCAUUUUUGUUUUGACCGAUGGUCAGUCCACGGAUCGUAAAAGCACGGCAGAUGCAGCUAACAAAAUCCACAACACCAACAUCCGCGUCAUCGCCAUCGGCAUUGGCAACUCCAUCGCCGCUUCGGAACUGGACACUAUCGCCAGCGACCAGAAGCAUGUGUACCGAGUUGCCAACUUCAGCGGUCUGGCCAGCAUUGAGAAGGAGGUGGAACAACAGACAUGCAAGACCGAGGGCUUAAUCUGCAAAUCGAACCCCGCCGACAUCUUGUUCCUCUUGGAUGCUUCUGGUUCUGAGGGGUCUUCCAACUUUGAUAAGCAGCUCAACUUUGUAAAGAACUUCACGAAGGACUUCACCAUCGGCCCUGACGCUGUCCAGAUCGCCGUGGCGACUUUCUCCACAACGACAACUCCCGCGUUCUGGUUCGACGACUACGACAAUAGCACAGAUCUCAUGAAUGCCAUAGACAAGGUCAAAUAUGUAGGUGGAACCACUCAUACAGAGAUGGCUCUCAAAUUAGGAGAAACGGCGUUCACAGCAGCUAACGGUGCCCGGAACAACUCCAACCACCUCAUCAUCAUCCUCACCGACGGCCAGUCAACAGAAAAAGCACAGACCAAAGCAUCGGCCAACAGCAUCCACGGCGCCGGUACUCAGGUAAUCGCCAUCGGCAUCGGUAGCAGCAUUGACCAACAGGAGAUUAAAGACAUCGCCUCCGGUGACGGCGACCAGAACGCCUUUGCCGUUGCCAACUUUGACGCCCUGCAGACCAUCGAGAAGGAGAUCCAGACUCAGACGUGUAAAACGCAAACAGCAUGCAGCUCGCAGCCGGCGGAUGUGGUGUUUCUAUUAGACACGUCCAGCAGUGAAGGGUCAACCAACUUCAACAAGCAACUGGACUUUGUCAACAACUUCGCCCGCGAGCUAGAGAUCGGUCCCAACAACGUGCAAAUAAGUGUCGUGACAUUUGCGACGGCCGUCAAGAAUGAGUUCUAUCUGAACGCCUACAACACAAAAGCCGGACUGCUCAACGCAGUCCAGAAUGUACAGUACCGCCCGGGCUUGACUGCAACAGGGAAGGGACUCAAGUUUGUUGGCGAGAACAGCUUCCUACCACAAAAUGGCGGCCGUCCCGGCGCGCAGCAAGUAGUCAUUGUCGUCACUGAUGGUGAAUCUCAGGAGAAGUCAGAGACGGCCAGUGAAGCGGAGAAGGUCCAUAAAGCCGGCAUCAAGGUCAUAUCGGUGGGCAUCGGUAGCAGCAUCGACAACGGAGAGCUCACCGCUCUGGCCAGCAGUCCUGCCUUUGUGUUCAAAGUGGCAGAUUUUGAUGCUCUGCAGAAGAUUGAGACAGAGAUACGACAGACUACAUGUAAGGCUCCACAGACGGCUUGCAAGUCCGACCCUGCUGACAUUGUGUUCCUCCUGGAUUCAUCAAGUAGUGAGGGGUCAACCAACUUCAAAAAGCAGCUCGACUUUGUCAGCAACUUCGUCGACGGCUUUGACAUUGGUCCUGAUAGCGUACAGAUCGGAGUAGUCACCUUUUCAACGUCUGUCCAAAACCGCUUCUUCUUGAACGUGUACAACAACAAAGCAGCUUUAAAAGCUGCAAUCACCAGCAUAUCUUACACUGGAGGCGUCACAGAGACUGGAGAGGGAUUGGAGUAUAUACGAACAAGCUCUCUCAGCGCUGCACAUGGUGCCCGUGCUAAUGCCCGCCAGGUGGUCAUUGUCAUGACCGACGGUCAGUCGCAGAACACUGCAACCACCAAGAACCAAGCCCAGUUGUUGCGCGAUAAAGGCGUCAAGGUUAUGGCUGUGGGAAUAGGUACUGGAAUCCGUUCAUCUGAACUGAACAGCAUAGCCAGCGACAUGCAACAUGUCUUCAUGGUUGCAGGUUUCGACGCUCUGCACGACAUUCAGACGGAGCUACAACAACAAUCAUGUAACACGCUCGUAUGCGCUGCCUCCGCUGCCGAUAUCGUCUUCGUCCUCGACUCUUCCAUCAGUGUAGGGUCCACUAACUUCAGGAAACAAGUUACAUUCGUCCAGAAUUUCGUGGACCAGUUUGACGUCAGCAGUACGGCUGUGCAGUUCAGCAUCGUCGUCUACGCAACUGACGUGUUUCCUCAGUUUGACCUUGACAAGUACGCCAGUAAGGCCGCUCUGCUCGCCGCCAUCAAGAACGUCAACUACCACUCUGGCAUUACCUACACCGACAAAGCCCUCAGCUACGUCUACCAGACAACGCUGACGGCGGCUCACGGCGCCAGGCCUUCGGCUGCAAAGAUCGUGAUCGUCAUUACUGAUGGACAGUCAACGAAUCGAGCUAAUACAGUACAACAGGCUAACAACCUACACCAGGCUGGAGUGGAGGUCAUGGCUAUCGGUAUCGGUUCAUCAGCGAACCAGCAGGAGCUCGCCAACAUCGCCACCGACACCAAACACGUCUUCUCCGUCACCAACUUCGAUUCUCUCAAAACCAUUCAGAACGAACUCCAACAGUCUACGUGCGCUGUUCAAUCCACAACCAUCCCAGCAACAACAAAACCUCGUCCAUGCCCAGUGUCCGAGAAGGCGGAUGUCAUCUUCCUCCUGGACUCUUCCAGUAGUGAGGGAUCUUCCAAUUUCCAAAAGGAACUAGACUUCGUCGCCCAGUUUGUCAACGACUUCGACAUUGGCCCAGAUCACAUGCAAUUCGGGGCUAUCCGGUUCAGUAGUGACGCCUCAAUUGUGUUUGACCUCAAUGCCCACACAACAAAGUCUUCCCUUCAGCAAGCGAUCGCCUCCAUCAGCUACAACGGCGGAAACACCUACACCGACAAGGCUUUGGCCUUGGCUCGGUCAAGCGGCUUCACGUCUGCUCACGGGGCCCGUCUUGGCGCCAACAGAUACGUCAUUGUCAUCACGGAUGGAGAGUCCCUGUUGCGGACUCAGACAUUAAGUGAGGCAACUAAGCUGAAGAAUGAUGGUAUUACUGUCAUCAGUAUCGGUGUGGGGUCAUCGGUGCGCCAGUCCGAGCUGGACGGGAUCGCUACAGACAAGACACACGUGUUCACAGUGAAGGACUUCACUGUGCUGCAGACCAUUCAUAAAGAAGUCCAGAAGAAAACAUGUACAGAUGCUGGGCUAUCGUUAACUACAACGUCUCCAUAGCAACAAUUCUAUGCCAAAACUGUAAAUUUGUACGUAAAAUAGAAUAUGAAAUGUA